This is a messenger RNA of Aedes aegypti (yellow fever mosquito), 970 nucleotides long. RefSeq names its product histone H3. Gene Ontology annotation, molecular function: structural constituent of chromatin; protein heterodimerization activity; DNA binding. Gene Ontology annotation, cellular component: nucleosome. Bases 103 to 513 code for a protein of 136 amino acids. The transcript has a single exon. The record is from RefSeq and is a predicted model, not a curated record. NCBI's taxonomy places the organism in Eukaryota, Metazoa, Arthropoda, Insecta, Diptera, Culicidae.
CUGCAUUCUUCCAUCCUAUAAAUACCGAUGCAUCUUCCCAGUGACCUCAGUAGAUUUCUUAACUUCUAACAGGAUAACAACCCAAGCAAUUCGCCGCGGAAAAUGGCUCGUACUAAGCAAACGGCUCGUAAAUCCACCGGAGGAAAGGCUCCUCGCAAGCAGUUGGCCACCAAAGCGGCCCGUAAGAGUGCCCCUGCCACCGGUGGCGUAAAGAAGCCACAUCGGUAUCGCCCUGGAACAGUGGCUCUGCGAGAAAUCCGUCGGUACCAGAAAUCGACCGAGCUCCUCAUCCGGAAGCUGCCCUUCCAACGGUUGGUGCGUGAAAUUGCUCAGGAUUUCAAAACGGAUCUGCGCUUCCAGAGCUCGGCAGUGAUGGCCCUGCAGGAAGCUAGCGAAGCCUACCUGGUGGGACUCUUCGAAGAUACCAACUUGUGUGCAAUCCAUGCGAAGCGGGUGACCAUCAUGCCCAAAGACAUCCAGUUGGCGCGCCGCAUUCGGGGAGAACGAGCUUAAACAGGCAAAUCGAAUUAUUCAUCAAUGAAAAAUAAUCAUUAUCUAUUUCAGGUACCCUUUUUUGCAAAUGGUCCUUUUAAGGACCCCAAUUCCGUUGAAAAAGAGUUGUUUUCAAAUAAUAAUUCACUAGAAUGGAUCAUUUGGUCAAUUUAAAUGGCAUAUGGCACUGAGUGACUAAUAAUCGUGACUAGGUGACCCAUAAUAGUGUGAGCAGCCUGUUACAGUCUAGCGGACUGAAAUGGAAGAACUAAUCCUCUCUUUCACAUGGUAGUUCCCGAGCUCUAUUGAUUUUCGACGAAUUUGAGGUAAACCGAAUCAGAUGAUAGUAUUGCAAUAGUUACAAGAACAUGAUUCUAUACUCAUAAGAUUUAUCCAAUUGUCAACUAACUGAUUCAAUAGUAAAAUUAUGUAUUAAUAAUCAAUUUACUAUUAUAAAACAAUUAAAAAAAUAAACUGA